Molecule: messenger RNA, 2196 nt
Organism: Haliotis rufescens (red abalone)
Lineage: Eukaryota; Metazoa; Mollusca; Gastropoda; Lepetellida; Haliotidae
Exons: 10
Coding region: 1-1554 (517 amino acids)
Biological process (GO): signal transduction
Molecular function (GO): protein binding
Source: RefSeq, a predicted model, not a curated record
AUGCCGAUGGCCAGAACAGUUGCAAGAAGUCCUCUGGAGGCAGAGCAACUGCCAAGAAGAAACAAGGGGGCACAGAAGAAGACAAAAGAGGCCCAGACGCAGGAACCCGGGUACACUUGGAGUAGAGAACACUGUUACGGUAAGUCUCCCACGGUUUACAUAACGUUUUAUCUUGGACUGCCAAGGCGAUCACACUGUGGCCAGCGUUUCACUGUGGGGAUUGUCAAGGCCCUCUUCAUCGUGAUGGGCUCACUGCACAAAUACAAAAGACGGAUGACGAAGCCUUUUCAAAUAUCCAGUGUCAGCUUUUUCAAAGGCCCUGCUGUGUUGGUUGCGCUGUUUAUUGUGUGGGACAAUGUUGCCUGUUGUAAUGCAACAGAGGAUCAUGCCGUCUCCUAUCUCCACCACGGAACUGUGUGCUUCAAGUGUCCACCAGGAACAUACAGGUACAAACACUGCGCCAUGAACUUCACAUCCCCCGACUGCAGGCCGUGCCCCCCUCAAACCUUCCAGUCUCAUCACACACAAGCUGGACGCUGCCAACCCUGUCUUGACCAGUGCCUCCACGACACCAACAUGGUGGUUGUCCAAGCCUGCAGCGGAACAAGUGAUCUGACCUGCGAGUGUACAGGCGGAUAUUAUCUGUAUAAUGAUGGGUACUCUCACACGUGCAAGAAGCACACACCCUGUGAUAGUGAUCAGUUCACUUUACAAAAUGGCACAUCCACGUCGGACUUCGUGUGUUCCAUGUGCCCAGGGAAACAGUUCUACAAAGGUCAAGGUCAUUGCGUGUCGUGCACUUCCUGUGCAGCUCUGAACAAGACUCAACUGUCGCCAUGCACAACUGAUGAGGAUGCAACGUGUGACGUAGCACAGGACAUGUCUGUGACAGAGAUGACUGCACGCAAUCAACAUGAAAGUAACAACAUCCCUUUCAUCACUGCUGGGGUAUCCGGGGUCGUCAUCGUGAUAGUUCUGCUGAUGUUGUCUCUUGUAUUCUACCUUAAGAGAAGGAAGCACACCAUCGCUUUACCGCACAACGCAGAGAGCCCUGAUCCUGGCAAGCAUGAUCCCACAUCGACAUCUUUACCGCUUCUUCCUCCUCGACCAGUGUCGUUAUCUUCUUCCACGUCAACGUGUCAUCAUGCACAGUUCCCGGAACUUGCAGAUCCUAACACAUGGACAAAAGAAGUAUUUCUGAUAUUAUCCCGAACACUGACACGCAACUGGAAAGUAUUUAUGCGGAACUUACCAGGAGAUACUGACUUCAAUGCUAGUGUUCACUACAAGUGCGAGCAGGUGGAACUGGAUGUACAAGGUGUCCCUGAGCAGGUGUAUCAAGUCCUGCAGUGGUGGUCGGAGUCCCAGUAUGGACCAGCAGUUUCAGUGGACAGCAUCCUCUAUACACUUCACAAAAUUGGCGACUGUGAGGAUAUACAGAAGGGAAUCAUACAUAAAUGUUCAAAACUCGCUAGAAGUAAACCCAAGAAGAAGCCCAGCAAUAUCGACAAAAAUGACGUCAUGGUAGAAAGUGGGACAAUAAUGACGUCAUAGCAGACAGUGGCUCGACAAUAAUGACACCGUAGCAGACAAAGGGGCAAUAAUGACGUCAUAGCAGAAAAUGGGACACUAAUGACGUCAUAACAGAGAGUGGGUCGACAAUAUUGAUACCAUAGCAGACAAAGGGGCAAUACUGACGUCUCAGCAGAAAGUGGGACACUAAUGACGUCAUAGCAGAGAGUGGGUCGACAAUAAUGACGUCAUUGCAUUCAAUCAGAUCGGAGUAACAUCGCCAACAAACCAUUAGGAGAGAAAGUGGUUACAUACCUGUAUUGUCCUGCUGCUAAUAACAUGACAUGCAUAGGGUGUAUUCCAGAGAUAUCCAUUUGAUUUGUUCCACACAUGGGUGUCAAUAGUUCUGGAUAGACGGCAGAUAUUCUGUUAAACAGAAACUGUGUGUACAGUUUGACUUGAACAUAUAUCGAUGGCAUAGUGACGUGCCAUUUUAGCUGUAUUAUGAUGACAGGCGUGUUUGGUCGCCUACAGACAGUGGUCAGGUGUCCUUGACGCUCGAGUGUUUGCGCUCCUAAAGGAGAAUAUUUUGCACGUCCUAAAGGUUCUACUACACCAAAUCAGUACCAGUUUGGAGAGUGCGGUUUUCGUAGCCUUCAGUGCAGAUCGAGAGAUAUCUGCAGG